AUGUAUGCCCUUACCGUCUCCGCAGUUCUCGCAGGAGUCACUGAUCUUCAGCCCACUGACACUGAGGACUCACCAUAUCACUACUCCUUCAGAGUCCAGUGCACAUCAUGUCGGGAGGUACACCCGAAACUGGUGAGCUUUAACAGAUGGGAGAAACACAGCCUAUCGGGGAGCAGGGGCGAUGCGAAUUUCGUCUGGAAAUGCGGAUUCUGCAAUCGCGAAAACUCUGCCUCCUUCACCAACAACCCAUCCGCAUACACCGAAUCCCAAGCCCAACAGCAGAUUAUCCAAUUCGACUGUCGAGGUCUUGAGUUUACGGAAUUCAUACCGGAUGGUGAAUGGCAAGCCAAAGGUGCAGAGUCGAAUUAUCCCUUUACGGGGAUUGAUUUGCAGGAAGGAGAAUGGUACGAUUAUGAUGAGAAGGCGGGUGAAGAAGUUAGUGUUACGGGGCUGAAAUGGGAGAUCAAGCGCGUAUGA
Coccidioides immitis RS is the source of this 477-nucleotide messenger RNA. RefSeq lists its product as uncharacterized. The record is from RefSeq and is a predicted model, not a curated record. NCBI's taxonomy places the organism in Eukaryota, Fungi, Ascomycota, Eurotiomycetes, Onygenales, Onygenaceae. The transcript is spliced from 5 exons. Gene Ontology annotation, molecular function: zinc ion binding. The coding region runs from base 1 to 477 and encodes 158 amino acids.